Molecule: messenger RNA, 1288 nt
Organism: Cuscuta epithymum
Lineage: Eukaryota; Viridiplantae; Streptophyta; Magnoliopsida; Solanales; Convolvulaceae
Source: the annotation of a GenBank genome assembly
AUUUAAUUACAUAUUAGUAAACAUUAUAAAAAGUUAAUUUUUAAAAACUUUACAUUAGUAGAAAUUUAAUAACAUUUUAUACAUAAAAGUUUGACUUUAUAUAUUAUUAGAAAAGAGAAAAUUGUCAAAUAAGUCCCUGUAGUAUAUCACAAUAGUCAAUUAGACCCCGUAGUUUGAAAACACUCAAUUGAACCCUCAAAAUUUGUAAAAUCACUCAAUGAGCUUUAUAGUAGGUAUAACCAUCCGGUUCUCCGGUUACUUGUAUGUGUGGUCCAGCCCAUGUGGCAAAUAUUUUCCUUUUUAUUUUCUUUUUCAUUUUUUCUUUCUUUUAUCUUUUUCUUUUUCUCUCGGUCAACCGUCAACUCCCUUUCCUCCUUUCCCAAUUCUCUUCUCCUCUCCUCACCGCCGGAAUCAAUGGCCUCUCCUAAUUCGAUGUUGAAGCUUUAAUUUCCCCCUCUGUACUCAAUCCCGAAAGCGCCUUUGGGAGUGGCAAAUUUCUGGUGUCUACACUUCGAUGUUUCAGCCAUGUUCUUUUUCUCCAUCAAAGUUAAAACAUACUCUGCUUUGUGUUACUUUCACCAAACUAUCUCCAACUUAUUAAUUUUGCAUUUCCAAUCAAUUAGAGGUAAGAAGGAUUGGCUUAAACAUAAAAGUUCUCACCUGUAGGUAGUCUAUUUGUGUUGUCUACCCUAGGAUUUUUCACCUAUAGAUCUGGCGAGAAAAUUUAACAGCUUUAUUCUUAAUUUUCUCAUUUUAUCAAUUUGUGAUUCAAUUAACACAAUUAAAAGUUGAUGAAAUCAUGUGUCAGCGAAGGUUGGGUUUCUGAUGCCACUGUGGUAAUCAUCCCCUUAGAAUUUGCACGCCUUUGGGAGAUAUGGCAGCUCACUGAGAUCUCAAGGAUGAGUUUUGAAGUUGGCGGCGCAAUAGUUUACUGGGGUCAGUCCUCCCUUGUGGCAAAGCAUGUGGGCCUUAACUCUGGACGCCGCCAGGUCUGGUGGUUGGCGGUUGGGUGCAGAGAAGAGAAGGGUGGUGUUAUGGACCGAGAGUUUUUGAUGGUUUUGGGAAGAAGAAUGAAGAAAAGUUCCGUACAGUUAGUUAGGGAGAGCAGAAAAAGAAAGGUGUGUGAGAGAGAAAGGUAGUAAAUGAUAAAAGGGGUAUUACUUGUUACCUCUCAUUUCCAUUCCUUCCAUAUAUAUAUAUAUUUACUACACCAGUGUAAGCUUAGCCAGAACCCAAUUGUACAUAUGGGCUUAACAAAAUUUAAAUAAUAAUAAUAAUAAUGGAUAAC